CCAGGCCGAGUGUCUCGAGCUUGCGAGCUUUCGAGCAGCAGCCAGUCACCGGCUGCUGGGCCACGACCUCGCACCUCAUCCGGCGCGCGCUCACCCCUCGUAACGAGGUUAUCGUGGCCACGCUUCCUGUGUACUUCCAGUGUCUCGUUUUGAAUCCUGUCACGCGAAUCGCAACCAUUUUACCAUCGCGGAUCAAUUUUUUUUUUGUAAGUCAGUGUCGAACAGUGCCGAACUUCCUGUUUCGCGGGUUCACGACGUAAAACAUUUUGGACAAUAGUGUGAGAGUGAAACGUAAUUUUGGACGGUGGUAAAUCAAUCGGAUUGUCUACCGGGAAGCAGCCCAAGAUGAUGAUUCGUCGUCCUGAUACGGCGAAUGGGUGACAGACACGAGGCUCGUGAUCCGCCGCGGGUUCACGGUGUUUUUCAGCGACGGGGGAACCAUGUGAGGCUACGACCAUGAGGUGUGGCGGUCAGAGCGGUGUCUGGACAGCAAUCGUGAUCGUACUGACAAUUGGUAGCAGGGUCGGGAAAGUUGGCCCGCGACCAGCCGAUGGCGAGGCUGCACACCUGACAUCGCCCAAAGAAAGGUUGGAAACCGUGCGACAGGUUCUCACCGAGGUGCCACUGAUCGACGGCCACAAUGACCUCCCAUGGAACAUACGAAACUUCGUCCACAACCAGCUGGCCGAGUUCGAUUUCGACAAGGACCUACGACAGGUCGCGCCCUGGAGCAAAAGCGCCUGGAGUCAGACAGAUCUGGUCAGGCUUCGCCAAGGCAUGGUCGGCGGCCAGUUUUGGGCUGCUUACGUGCCGUGCGAGUCGCAGCAUCUCAACGCGGUCCAGCUGACUCUGGAGCAGGUGGACCUCAUUAAGAGGCUUAUAGAGAAGUACUCGCAACACAUGCAGUUCGCUGCGUCCUCGAGGGAGAUUCUGGAGGCUCACGGAAAAGGCAGAAUAGCCUCUCUGAUUGGGGUGGAGGGUGGACAUAGUCUAGGAAGUAGUUUAGCUGUUCUAAGAACGCUGUAUCAACUCGGUGUACGGUAUCUCACUCUUACGCACACUUGCAACACACCGUGGGCGAAGAGUUCGUCGGUGGAGGAUGAAGACGAGGAGCGAGGCGGUCUGACGGCGUUUGGGAAAACGGUGGUCCAGGAAAUGAAUAGGCUGGGAAUGCUGAUAGACCUUAGUCAUACAGCGAGAGCCACCAUGAGGGAUGCUUUAAGGGCCAGCAGAGCACCUCUCAUUUUUUCUCAUUCCUCGGCGUUUGCCAUUUGUAAUUCCACGAGAAACGUUCCCGACGAUAUUUUGAAGCAGCUGGCUGCUAACGGUGGAUUAGUAAUGGUGACGUUUUAUAAUUACUUCGUGAAAUGUGGCUCUGAGGCAACCGUCUCGGAUGUCGCCGAGCAUAUUUAUUACAUUACAAACUUAAUUGGCGUGGACCACAUCGGCGUCGGCGGCGAUUUCGAUGGUAUAAACAAAACGCCCCGAGGGCUCGAGGAUGUUUCGAAGUAUCCGGAAUUGUUCGCCGAACUUCUACGAAGCGGGAAAUGGAACGUGCUCGACUUGAAGAAAGUCGCCGGUCUGAAUCUACUGAGGGUCCUCCGACAGGUGGAGCGAGUCAGGGAUGAUAUGAGAACAGCAGGGAUGACGCCAGCCGAGGAGUAUCUGCAAGAUUCGCCUGAUACAACCGGCAGCUGUGCGCUCGAUAUCAACUCGGUACAGAGAGUCAUGGAAGUUUGACUGUUCUACCAAUAAUGUCUUUGAUUUCUCGAUGGCGUGUAAAUUACUUUUCGACGUGUUCCCUCCCUGCCGUCCCUAUGCUCAAAGAAAAAACGGGCAGGUUUAAAAUACUUAGACACAUACGUCGAAGUCGGGGAGAUCCUAGGGUCUAGCAGAACGAGCGAAUUUAAGGGUAGAGGGCUUCCCUUUGCUUGAUCCUUGCGCGCCAGCAAAGUCUGUCCCUUUUAGAUGCUCAAUCAGGAUAAUGUCGUAUGUGAGAGAAAAAAGAAAACAUGAAGAACCUACCUCGAACGAAAUGCACAGCUUCAAAUCGUCUAAUUUGCUCGACAGUAGGUCUCCUAUUUUAACAGCACAGACAGCUAUUUUUUAACGAACGUUUUAUCAAAUCAUCUUACCAAAAAGAUUUAUAAUUUAGGAAAUACAAAAGUUUUCGUGACCAAGUCAUCAUGAGUUUUGCAUAAAUGUAUUCAAACUGCAAACUGUUUUACGAGUUACGAUUUUUGUUACCUUUCGGAGAAUUGUAUAUACAUUCUUAUGUUUAAAUUAUUAUAUUUAUUAAAUAUUGUAAUAUAUCGUGUUGCGUUUAUUGAGAAAAUAAUUUGUAUUAAAGAUCAGGCUGUAUCCUUUAAUCUGAUAUUGUACAUGUACAUUGUAUAUUCAUUAGUGUGUACUUAAAAAUAUUGUUGUACCAUGAACUAACGAAUUUGUUCUCGGACCGAUUAAUUACGAAACGAAAACACUUCACUAAAUGUAUUGUAUCUCAUUGAAAAACGACAGACUCCACAAAAUGAAGAUUAGCCAGGCAAAAUGAUCAAUAAUUGAUAGUUUUUCAUCGAAACAAAUAAAGAGAACAUACUACGACAAUAUAGAAAUUCUUCUAUACCAUGUCAUUUCUCUGUACUACAAAAAAAAAAGAAAACCAAAUAUUGUGUCAACCUGGCUGUGUAUUUUCAUACGUCUUCCUUCCUUCGUUGCACCGAAAGAUAUGUACGUUGUAUGCGUUUUAGCGUUAAAAAUUCAAGCGCAAGUUUCCGGAAGAAUAUGAUUUAAAAAGAUAAAUAAACGUUACUGUACUUAAUCGUUGGAGUAUGAAAAGUUCCCGAAGGAAAACAUAUCUGAUCUAAAAAUUAGAAACAAAAGAAUAAAUGUAUUCAAGAAGCGAGUCCUGUUGUUAGCAAUAUAAAGAGGAAAUCUGUGUUAUAGAGAGAAAUAACGCUUUUCACGAUACAAAAAGAUCUUAAGUCAAAGUUGCUCACUGAAAACGUCGAUAGAAUUUAAACGGAAACGAAAAGUAAACGUGUAUGCGUGUUUCUCAACGUGUUGUACCGGGUGUUAAUCUAUCACAUACAUAUAUGCAUCCGAAUUUUCCUCGAUGGAAUGCAUCGUCUAAUGUCUUCAACAAUUUCGUCGGAAAUUGCUGGGGUCGAUCCGAAUUGAAAGGAAUUCGUUUUCUUAUUCUGACCAGAAUUCACCCCUGCGAUUUUCGGGCGACACCGCUCACCUAUCUGUGUCUCGUGUGCACUUAUUAAGCGAUUCAUGCGAGAAUCAGAUCUUCGUUGAUAAAAAAAAGAAUAACAAUGUGUAACUGACGAAGAUAAUCGCAUGGAUCGCAUCUAACUCCUAUAACGAGGAGCAAGUAAGGAACUUUAGAAUAUCAAUGAAUUCCGUUGUACCUUCACAACGGAUCCUAUGAAAUAAAUGUUUCUAUUGUACACUUGUCA
This is a messenger RNA of Ceratina calcarata, 3461 nucleotides long. Its product is annotated as dipeptidase 1. The transcript is spliced from 8 exons. Gene Ontology annotation, biological process: proteolysis. Gene Ontology annotation, molecular function: metallodipeptidase activity. The coding region runs from base 457 to 1740 and encodes 427 amino acids. Lineage: Eukaryota; Metazoa; Arthropoda; Insecta; Hymenoptera; Apidae. The record is from RefSeq and is a predicted model, not a curated record.